AUGACAGAAAUAGCAAAUCUUCUACAGGUUCCAUUAAAACAAGGGACAAACAAAAGGGGUGCAUAUAAUAGAACUAUGAAAGUUCCAGACGGAAUGAAAGAAUUAGUUCAUAUUGUUGCCGGUCUUCAAAAAGAUGUUAAACAUGACACAAAUGCGAAAUCAAACAAUCUACCAGUUGCCGGUCUUCAAAAAGAUGUUAAAUAA
Trichomonas vaginalis G3 is the source of this 204-nucleotide messenger RNA. RefSeq lists its product as uncharacterized. The coding region runs from base 1 to 204 and encodes 67 amino acids. The transcript has a single exon. Lineage: Eukaryota; Parabasalia; Trichomonadida; Trichomonadidae. The record is from RefSeq and is a predicted model, not a curated record.